This is a messenger RNA of Rodentolepis nana, 921 nucleotides long. The record is from the annotation of a GenBank genome assembly. Lineage: Eukaryota; Metazoa; Platyhelminthes; Cestoda; Cyclophyllidea; Hymenolepididae.
GUGCGCUCCCUAACCCUGGACAAUUGGGAGCCCGAGCUUUUGGAGGUGAUGCGCAAUCUAGGGAACAAUCUAGUGGCCAAUGUCUACGAGUCCAAUCUCGCUGCCUUAUCCAAUACUUCUAACUCUCAAUCUCCACUACCCCGUCGACCGCAUGCAGGUGAACUCAACACGCAACUUCGUCGCUCUUGGAUUGAAGCAAAGUGGGUUAAACGGGUCUUUGUACGAUCCUUUGUCCAUCCCAGUGUGACAGUUUGGCUGCUGGAUCUCUACCGCUCCUGGCUACUUCAAGCUCAUUCGCGUAGGGUUUCUAGGGCACGGAACUCGCCUAAUGGUGCAGCAAAGGGAACUCUACCUUACUUGUCACCGUCUGCGCCUUCUACGCCAGGGUCAAAGGUCACAAGAUCGCAUCGUCCUCGAUUAGUGGAUAGAAGACGUUUCUCGACAGUUGUUAGGGGGUCUACGGCGAGAGCUCAAGUUACACUGGAUACUCUUUGUGCACAUCUGGAUUCCCUAGUCUUUGCUGACUCUGCCCGUUCUACCCCUUCUGCACCUCCCUCCAGCGUUCGAGAGAAGGCUGCCUCUCGGUUGGUCCUAGUAGCAGGCGCACGACUGGGCUGUGCUCCUCUAAUCCUCGCUGGAUUAGCUCGUGGUGCCUCUCCAAACGCCUUCCGCGAAGCCGCCGAGUGGGCCCGCCUCUAUCGCCUCCCCCAACCCUCAGAUGGGGACCCCCUUGGAGCUCUAACUCCCCCCCUAAUUUCCGCUGUGACUGGAGGUCGUAUUGCUGCAUGUGAACUACUACUCACUAAUGGUGCUGAUGCCGACCCCUUAAAAUUCAAAUCUGAAUCUCCACUGAAUCACGGUGUUCGUCUUCAGAAGACGCGAAGCGUUAAAUCAUUAAUCUACAACUUCCGCUUUGCAUGA